Molecule: messenger RNA, 3305 nt
Organism: Athalia rosae (coleseed sawfly)
Lineage: Eukaryota; Metazoa; Arthropoda; Insecta; Hymenoptera; Athaliidae
Exons: 4
Coding region: 2190-3005 (271 amino acids)
Source: RefSeq, a predicted model, not a curated record
CGCGAAUAUCACGUUCAUUGUUUUUAUUUUUUUUCAUUUCAUAUACCCGGUGACGAGGAAAAAGGAACAUCAAGGUCUUUAUCGCUGUCCAACGAAAACCAAUAGGUUUCUGAAAAACAUUAGAGCGCCCAUGAGAGUUCAUAUUUCUGUCGGAUGAACCAGUGCGAACAUUACUUUACCGAUUGUUACAACCGCCCCCCUGCCGUUCGGUUCGGCGAGGCAAAAAAUAAAUAAAUAAGUAAACGAAUGAAAAAUAAGCUUUGGAAAAUAAAAAGUGUAACGUCGAUCGAUGUCCGUCGUCGGUACGGUACCUACCUCACUCGCGGCAUGGGUCGACGGAAACGGGAGGAUAGCAAGGUGAAAUUUUCGCAAUCGAUUUUAGCGGCGUAUUUUCGUCGCGUAAUAAAUAAAUUUGCAGCGUAACCCGCGGUAAACCGAAUUGAUUAAUUUCGGCGUAUUAAUUUCAUCCUGCACAGUAGGAAAAUCGAGCGGUUCGUCAAAAGCAUUUAUAACCCCUCCGGUAGAAAAUUCUAGAUUCUUACGGUACGACGUUCACGGCUGUUUGAAACAACUCGCGUGUUUCGCAGUAGUAAUAGCCCGCUGUGAUCAGACGCAUUUAGCUGCACACGGUACUCCUAAUACGUUAGAGUCCCGCGAUGGAUUCUCAUCCCGUUCAUCCGUCUUCUCACGCUUAUUCGAGUUUAUCGAGGUGGAUCGAAUGAAAAGCGAUGUAGGAAGUACUUUUCCUGCAAUUACGCACACGCGAUCAUAAGAUUCUCGGGUAUUUUUUCCGCCGUGCAACGAUUAAAUGCGAAAUCUUCUCGACGAAUUUGACGUUAGAAUUUUUUCAUCCCGGUAGAAAUGAACCGAAAUGCGACGCGAAUGCACGAAGACUGCUUGCUUCCGAGUGUCUUUAUGUUGAAGAAAAAUAUACGCAAAAGAAUCCGAUAAAAAUUGAUUGGCAAUCCCUUCGGUGUAAACUUGAGCGGUGUCGAUGAUACACGCGAUCAUAUCGGUGUUUGUAAACUGGUAUGGUGGGGUUUACCGCAGCGCGAAUAAGCGAAGGGUGUGUGGGUCUGAGUAAUAUAGAAAUCAGUGAUGCGGGGUAGGGGGAUGAAGCAGUUUCUAAAAAUAAACUCUUCCAAUAUAUCGACGCGUCGUAUUAUGUGUAAACCCGUAUCACGCUUGUUUUCACGUCAUGACCUCAAUAACAAAUUAUUACGGAGAACGAUUCCAAUAAAAUACACGCAGAACGUUGCAGCGAGGUGAGAGACGCGCCGACGAUCAAUCUGAAGAAAAUAUAACGAUUGACCGUCGCAAACCCGGACGCGUUUGAAUGCGAUAUUCGAUGACGAAGGAUUAAAUCUCGACUCUUAUUUUAUUUCUUCGACACUGUAUGUAUAGGUAUCGUACAAAUGGUACGGGCAAAUCUCCGAAGAAAGAGCGGAACGGAGUCCUCGAUAUCGAAUCUCUCGAAUCCUGAAAAUCCUUCUGGAAAUCUAGGGUCUGGUGAAAACCAUAAGAGAAAAUAAACUCGCACGUUCCCGCGACAUUUACGAUCCGCCAACCCUCGCGAGUAUAGCGUACAAGGGUCCGUAUAUCUCCCUCAGGUUUCUUCCUUAUUCCGCAGUUCACGAGGCGAAGAUUUCGCUAAACACGGUUUAAAAUAAAGUACAUACAUCCCCGUAUAUGGUAUGUGAAAACGCGCGCGUGCUGGAUAUUAUCCUCGUUCGGCCAAAUGAUCGUGGAACGGGGGAGUAUGCAAUGCUCAGAGAGAGAAUGUUUCGGCUAAUUGAACAGUCGGUAUAAUGGAAACAAAGAAGAUGAGAACAUGAAAUGAGAAAAAAAAAAAACAUCUCCCGAAGAAUCCGGGGGCUCUUACAUUCGGAGUUGACGAAAGCGAAGAUUUUCAUAGCCGCUACCGCGACAGACGACCUUAUCGGUCGCGGCGUGGGCGCAUCGGCCCCUUUCCUCCUUUCAACCCCCUUUGCCAUGGCUCCAGACAGACGCACGUUGUGUCCGUCGGGCUGUGCAGCCCCUCGUCCUUUGCCGCCCUAUCGCCAUAGCAACCCCUGGAGUCGAGGCUCCCUAUCCACCGGAAUCCCAUUCCAUGAGAGGCAACGCAACCCCUGCCGGCGCGGCGGUAUAUCUGAAAAGGGAGAGCAGCGAGGAGAGUCCACUGCAACGAUAUGCAUUUUACGACCGUGUCAUCCGUGCAAGAGAAUCAAGUCGCCCCGUCCAAGGAUCUUAAGAAAAUCGACGGCGGAUGGUCCUGGAGUCAACCGGAAGCUGCGCCAUCGGUUUUCUCGGAGACGCAACAUCCGCUUCAACCUGUUAAUUUUGCAUCCAGUUAUUAUCCUCAACCGCCAGGACAGAAUUUCAACCAUAACGAAGGUACGUCACAGCGAAUGGAAUAUUUUCCCUAUCCGUACGAAGUCGGAUCUGCGGGUGGAGAUAUUCACCACGUUUCGGCAGCCCACAACACGGAAAACGCUCUGGGAUCGAUUACGAAACACUUUGCUACGGUCAGCUUCAUCGGACUCCUUCUGCUUUUCGCAAUUGUUCAAAAUUCGAUAUCCGCAUCGACCAGAAAAGACGCUCUGGUGGACGUCAGAAAGAAGAGAGACGUCAUCGGGCUAAAUGAACUCAAUCCUAUGGUCUUAAAAAAACAAAAUAUAACUAUACAGAUUGUUCAUUAUCAAAAAAUCAUCCACGCAUUUUAUUGCACAGUUUUUCGUUAUUCCAUCUUUCAGACUCCGGAGCAGAAGGACGUGUUGAGCGAAGACGCGAAAAUUCGUUGCAUGCAGAGACUGCUCUGUCUUGAGAAUCAGAAGCUUCGCAAACAUUUGGGAGUGACUGGAAAAAAAUUAGCAAAAUAUUUAACUCGAACGGUGAAAAAUUCGGUGAAAAAAUCGUUUGGCUGGGGUCGUCUUUUGGAAGAUGCGGGUCAAGCAGGUCUUCGGGGCGAAGAUUGCCGUAUUCUUUACAGAGAUUGCACCGCUUGAUUCGCAGUACCCCGCAGCGCCAAAACUCCAACAAUGAGUAGACCUUGGCAAAGUAUUAAAAAGAAGUCGAUCUCUAUAACGAUAUUAAAACGUCUAUCGUGUAUACGAUCUUGAUAAAAUGGCUUCUGUUUAGACCAAAUUAGGCCAGAGGCUGAUUCUAUAAGACGCGGCCACGACUUAACUCACUGUAUAAAGGAGAUGACCCUUGACCCUUUUUCCUCUACUUUUUCCAGCCUUUGAGUAAUGAGAGUUUUCCUGUUGGUUAUCAACUGUAUUUCAGUGAUAAUAUACUCCGAGUAA